CGCUGUGACGUCAGCAGAUUGACGUAAAAGUGAAAAGAUGGCAGGCAGGGUAAGACGUACGAGAAUUGUUUCCGCCAAUAUUUCUGCGAUUUUCUUCGAUUUGGACAACACCCUGAUCCCGACGAAAAGAGGAGACAAGCUCGCCUGUGAGAAGAUAUGCUUUACCCUACGAGAGCAAUACAACAUGCCACACGAUCUAGCGCACGACUCGACGAAAAAAUUUUUGCACGCUUUCCGAAAAUGUCCUGACAACAAGGAGAGCCAGUGUCUGGACGAGUGGCGUCGCCUGCUUUGGGUCGAAGCACUUGGAAAUGAUUAUAGGCACCUAGCAGGUCCCAUUUACCGACUGUGGCUGCAGCUGCGUUUCCAGUUCUUGGCCUUGACACCUCAAGUACAAAGGUUGCUUGUGUCACUGAAGGAAAUGCGCUUCCAGCUGGCUCUUAUCACCAACGGCUCGUCCCGUUCGCAAUGGGAGAAAAUCCAACUUCUCAAGGUGCAGCCGUUUUUCGACUUGGUGCUCGUGUCAGGUGACCUGCCCUGGGAGAAGCCACACGCAAACAUCUUCCUGCAGGCAUGCUCAAUGCUGAAGGUUCAGCCCGAGGCAGCCAUCAUGAUUGGCGACAAGCUCGAGACGGACAUCUUGGGUGGUCAGAUUUUAGCUGCCACUGUCUGGAUCAAACCGCCAGAGGUAGUCAAUUCUACUGUUCAGGCCAACCCUGACUUUACACUGUCCGACGUAACUCAUCUCAGCAGGGUGUUGCAAGUAGCCCCUGCACCUCCCGAUUUCGAUGACUGCAAUAGCAAUGCCAGUAACGCAAGUGAUGGGAGCUGAGACUUUAUUUUAGUCUUUUUUACCUUUGUUGCCCGUUUUACCUUUUAGUUUUUGUCUUCAUUUUCUUUGAGUGAAGAAUGCCUCAAAAAUUUUAGAAAACUAUGCUUGAAAAUUAAAAAUGGGAGACAUUAUAGGAAGGAGCUCCAUCAAACAUGCUGGUUCGUGUUUGAUAUAUCAAGUAGCAAUAUUUGCAUAUAUGCUAUUUUGAAUAAACAUAAAAAAUUGCCAUUUUUUCAUCAAUGUUAAAAUGAAUUUAAUGAAUUAAAAUUUUUGGUCAGCGAUUUUUUGCCAACUCUUAAAAACUCGAUACUUCAUUGAUUUCAAAAACAAAAAUAUCAUUUUAAUCUAUUUGAGUUCUAUUGUUUUAAUUUUUCUUUUAACUGGUUGUUAAACCAGUAAAAAAAUAUUAUGUAUUCAACCAACAAAAUUUUGAAAUGAAUAAUCUGAUUUUUUGUUAGUCUUAAAUUUAUUUACAACUAUUAUUUUCUUGUUAAUUUUUAUAUAAAUCAAUUUUUUUCUGUUCUCAAUUGCUAUUACUCAUUAUUACGCAAGCCAAUCAAUAUAAGUUCAUCCAAAAAUUGGCAAUCGUAGGUUCGUUUUAUUUUUGUAUUUUUAUCUUCAGAUUCCUAGGUUGUUUUUGUUUCCAAUGUUACGGGUUGAAUUUUGAUGCUCUAUUUUGUCACAAUUAUUUUUAUGAAAAAAUUAUAUACUGUUAGAAAAAAAUGAAUGACAUAAAAGAAAGGAGAGCAGCAGCAAUAUGUUCCUAACGUUGUGAUGCUAAAAAAAAAUGUGAAAGACAGUAAAUUUGAAUUAUCUCAGGGAGGCUCUUCAAUAUCUCUCUGAUUUUUUGAGUUACCUGCUUAUCCCACCUUUAGUUUAAUACAAAUUUCUGCUACUACAAAGAAGUAUGCAAGUUUUAUAUUAUAACUUAAUGUUGAUUAUUGACCGUCCUUUAUAUUAUUUGUCGUGUCUCGUGUGAUCACGUCACAUUACAAUUAGUGUGGAUUUUGUCGUUUAUAACCUUUUGGCAAGAAUGCAAGUAUAUUUUUGAAUAUAUUAAACUAAAGAAAUUUUGAAAAUAAUCCAUUGUAAUAAUUACGUCUAUCCUCUGAUGGAUUGUAGUAAAUUGUUACUAAUUCAAAAUGUCGACUGUAUCACAAAAAAAGGGAACAGACUGGGGCUGGAACCCAGUUUAAUAACCUGUUUAUUUUCAUAUAGAAUGAAAUGCUUCUUAAAGUUAAAAAUUAUUGACCUCUUCAGCAAUUGAAUAUUGUGGGCAGAUGAAUGCACAAAAUUAAUUUUUAAAUUUACACAUUGCUGUGAUGGCCAGUUGCAAUUGAAUUUUUUUCCUGAAAACAAAAGGAAAACCAAAUAAAAAGGUUUUGUAACCACUAAUGAUGCCCAAUUUUUGAAGAUUAGUCGCAUUCAUAAUUGCAAUUUUGUGCAAAAAAAUGCAAAAAAAAAAAACACAAAA
This is a messenger RNA of Neocloeon triangulifer, 2306 nucleotides long. RefSeq names its product N-acylneuraminate-9-phosphatase. The record is from RefSeq and is a predicted model, not a curated record. Gene Ontology annotation, molecular function: hydrolase activity. Lineage: Eukaryota; Metazoa; Arthropoda; Insecta; Ephemeroptera; Baetidae. The transcript has 3 exons. Bases 38 to 832 code for a protein of 264 amino acids.